This is a messenger RNA of Aureococcus anophagefferens, 711 nucleotides long. RefSeq lists its product as hypothetical. Lineage: Eukaryota; Pelagophyceae; Pelagomonadales; Pelagomonadaceae. The transcript has a single exon. The coding region runs from base 1 to 711 and encodes 236 amino acids. The record is from RefSeq and is a predicted model, not a curated record.
AUGGCCGCCCAAGCGCUCGAGCCUUGGUGCAUCUGGCCCGGGGGGCACGGGCAGAGCGACGGCCGGGAGCCGGCGCCGGACGCCUCGGGCCUCCAGACCUCCCCCUGCCUCUGCUUCCCGAUCGACCCGGCGCACGCGCUCCUCGGCGGCGCGCACCAGUGCCUGGGCCAGCCCGCGACGUUCGACCUCGGCUACGUGGGGCUCGAGCAGGCCCGGGUCUUGCGCGCGCAGCGCAACCGCAACCGCAUGCUUGAGUGCCAGCUCGCCGCCGAGGACACGCUCGACGCGCUCCACAACCUCGCGAGCCAGCACUUCGUGCGGAGCUUGCCGCUCUUGAUGUUCCAGCAGCAGAUGGGCUACGGCAUGUACCAGAACCUGCCGCCGGCGCCGGGGCCCGCGCCGGCGCCGGCGCCGGCCGCGGCGGCGCCGGGGCCCGCGCCGGCGAGCCGCGUCACGACGAGCGACGAGGACUACGCCGCCGCGGUCCACGCGGCCGACGACGCGCGCGCGCUCGCGUCCGAGCCCGAGGUCGCCCAGAAGAAGGCCGCGUGCGAGCGCGCGGAAGCCAAGGCCGGCGAGGACUGCACGCUCCGGAAGCUGCAGGCCUUUCUCUGCGACGACUACGACGACCGCCAGCUCUCCCUCGCCGGCGGCCUCACCGCCGUCGUGCUCUUCGUGCUCUUCCAGAUCUUCCUCCGGAUCCAGCGCUGA